Meloidogyne enterolobii is the source of this 333-nucleotide messenger RNA. The record is from the annotation of a GenBank genome assembly. Lineage: Eukaryota; Metazoa; Nematoda; Chromadorea; Rhabditida; Meloidogynidae.
AUGUUUAAAAUAUUUGAUGCAUUUACUGGAGAAUUAAAAAGAACAUUUUCUCCAUUUGGAAAAAUGUCAACUUCAACAACAAAUAAACAAUUAAAUUUGCCUUUUGUUAAAUGGUCUUUUGAUGAAAAAUAUUUUGCUUAUUCUAGAGCUUCAAGUGAAUGUUUAAAUGUUUUUAGUUGUGAAGAUUUUAAAUUAUGUGAUGGAAAAACUGUUGAAUUGGAAGGAUUGGCUAAUUUUAGUUUUAAUUCUGCAAAGAAUAUUAUUGCUUAUUAUUGUGAAGAAAAGAUUCAACAUCCUGUUCAUUGUCAGUCAGAUUUUUAUUUUGUCGGCUGA